Molecule: messenger RNA, 2087 nt
Organism: Gloeophyllum trabeum ATCC 11539
Lineage: Eukaryota; Fungi; Basidiomycota; Agaricomycetes; Gloeophyllales; Gloeophyllaceae
Exons: 13
Coding region: 98-1960 (620 amino acids)
Source: RefSeq, a predicted model, not a curated record
GUGGAUUGGCGUUUCCGCGCCCCCUCCCACUCCCGCACCUGCUGCGGAGGUGGUGGUGCUGGGGCCACAGGUGUUCGCUAUUUCUGCGGACUCUGGGAUGGAGAACGCGCAGGCUGCAGACGGGCCGGCGCUGUCCCUCCAGGCGCUCUUGCACCUCUCCUCGCUGACAGUCGCCGACGAGGGCACCCCCGAGAAGCCCGCCAAGGUAGUCAAGGACAGCGCACAGGAACAGGCUAAUAAUGUCUUCCAGCGGAUCAUGCUGAACAACAUCCCCGACAAGCCGCGGCAGGCGCUCUUCCCUGGACUGGCGCCUCUGACCCCCGAGGAGAAGGCGGUAUCCGACAAGAACGCUGCGUUCUACAAGGAAGGCAGCAUUGCCUAUGUAUCUCAGUACCUGGCAAGUGCCCAGGAAGUAGACGCCGACACCAAGUCACAUAUCAACAACGAUCGCGUGAAGCUGUUCUGGGACGCGGUCGGGUCGUUCGGCGCCCCCGACCCGAAUAAGGAUCCCGUGAAGCAGUACGGCUGGGACCGUAACUCGGAAGCGUUCAAGAACAUCCAAGGCGCGUUUGUCAACCAGAACCUGGACACGUACAAGAUCGGAUACAAGCAGGGCGUCCCCGCGUUCCGUCCCUACCUAGACGAUCCAAAGAAAUGGCACGACGAGCUCGCGGCGUACCUCAGCGACGGGAAGUUCCUGGCACGCUGGGCAUACAGGAACUCCGUGCCGGGGUACACGGACGGGCACCGCCAGGUGUACGAGUGGCAGACACAGCUGAGCAUCCUGCAGCGCGAGGCCGAGGCGCGCGGGCUCACAGUCCAGCGGCAGACCCAGGACGUUGCGAAUAGUCUCACCACGGCGAUAUUGCUCCCCAAAUUCGACGAGGUGAAUUGGACGGAUGAUAUGAAGCAGCAGUAUGAGCUGCAAGUUAAGUCGAUCAUGGCGUAUUCAGACAAGGAGCUGGAAGAGAUCAAGAAGCGCAACGCUGAGGAGUACGCGCGCAUCAUGGCGAUCAAAGUCGGCGUCCAGGUUCACGGGACCGUCGACCACUUUGUCAUGGCCGCGGAUCAGGCACUCCGCGGAAUCGAGAAGAUAUACCUCGACAAGUGGAACAAGUCGCUCACGGCCGGGGACUUGCUCCAAAUCCAGGAGAAAUAUCGCGAUGCAUUCAUCGUUGCGGGCGAGAACGUGCAGUCGGAGCAGUUCAUUCAAAUCGUGGGCGAAGGAUACGUCAAAGAGGUCGCUGAAAGUCUUUCCCCUCACGCCAGCAAGUGGAAAACAUGGGCCGCCAAAGCGAAGGAAUGGGGGAGUUCGAUCAAGGCUGCUGCGAAGCCAUUGCUCUACGCUGCGGGCGUCGGUGUCGUGAUAUACGCGCUCUGUGGCGGUGUGAUGCCGCUCACCCCGGUUGAGAUUGUCAGCCUCACGGGCAUUGCCAUUGCUCUGUCAAUUCAAACACUCAGCUCCUUCGCUGUCACCCAGCUUGGAGCAUGGGUCUCGAAGAAGAUUCUGAACCCGACCGCGGUCGGGACGAUAUUAGGGCAGUGGUUCACGCAGAAGGGUGUCUCCGUGGUGGACAAGAGUUCUAAGCUGGCAAAGAUCUUCACUCCUAGUUCGGCUGAAUUCCUUGUCAAACGACUCGGCCCGCUAAUGGCUCUCGUCGCUGUUGGCACGUCCAUAUACAAUCUCGUGCAGGCAAUCAACCAUGGCACGACCUCCGACAUUGUAUACAACAGUAUCUUUUUGGGUCUCGCGAUCAUCGAGACCGCUGUUGUGGCCAUCGGUUUGUUUGCCUCGCACACUGCAAUCGCAGCUUUCUGCGGUCCCAUCGGUAUAGCUGUCGCUGCUAUCGGUUUCAUUGUGGCAAUUAUCAGUCUAUUCGUACACGAUAAGCCAGUCGCGCCGAAUCCCGCCAAGGACUUCGUGAACGGAGUUUGCAAGGACGCUGGGUUUUUCAAGUGAGAUGUGGAUAUACAUGUGAUCGUAUCAUUUUGUUCUUCCCUGUAUUUCUGGCUAGCCGCUGGUGAAAGAGCUUCUCUGGUAGCAUAUGAACCAAGGAACACCCACCAGAAUUGAAAUUUGCCCUAUG